AUGGUAAUAAAGCUUCUUUUCACGGGCCUGUUUGGCCCGUGUGAGGGCUUUGUCCUCUAUAACAGGAGACUAAACCACAAGAUAAACUUAUUUUCAGGUGCAAGCUCUGGUAUUGGAGCAGGAACUGCCAUAUUGUUUUGUAAGCUGGGUGCAGAAGUUGCUAUUACAGGUAGAAACGUUGAAAAUUUGUCUAAAACAGCUGAUGAAUGCGAGAAAAGUAAUGGAAAAAAGCCAUUUAAAUUGGCUGGAGAUUUGACCACUGAAGAUUUUGUGAAGCAGCUUGUAGAUGAUACUGUGAAGCAUUAUGGGAAAUUGGAUAUACUAGUCAAUGAUGCAGGAAUUGUAAAAGUAGGCAGCAUAGAGACCACAUCCCUGGAACAGUAUGAUGAAGUCAUGAAUAUCAACGUGAGGUCCAUCUACCAUUUGACCAUGCUGGCAGUUCCUCACCUGGUCAAAACCAAGGGAAGCAUAGUGAAUGUGUCCAGUGUCAACGGAGUCAGAUCUUUUGGAGGGGUCCUGGCUUAUUGCAUGUCCAAGAGUGCCAUCGACCAGUUCACACGAUGUACAGCCAUAGAGUUGGCUCCAAAGCAAGUCAGAGUUAACAGUGUUAACCCUGGCGUGAUUAUCACAGAGAUCCACAAAAGAGGAGGGAUGGAUGAGGAGGCUUACCAGAAGUUUCUUGAGAGAUCCAAAACAACGCAUGCGUUAGGCCGGCCGGGGCAGGUGGAGGAGGUCGCUAACACUAUCGCCUUCCUGGCGUCCGACAGCGCCUCCUUCAUCACAGGAGCCCAGAUCCCCGUGGACGGGGGCCGGCACGCGAUGUGUCCGCGAUGAGGAAUCCAUUCAGCUGAUUCAGUGAUUAAUGGAGCUAAGACUAGACUGUUUUAUUUGAUGAUUGUGAUGCUGUUUAAAUCCAUUCCAAGUACAUAUAUUGCAUUGGUCUAUGUGUGUGCAUUGGUAUUUCGUCAUUGUAUUGCGUUCGUGAGCAAGAGAGAUCUACAAAUAAAAAUUGGAAAUAUU
Messenger RNA from Magallana angulata, 1020 nucleotides. Its product is annotated as 3-oxoacyl-[acyl-carrier-protein] reductase FabG-like. Gene Ontology annotation, molecular function: oxidoreductase activity. The record is from RefSeq and is a predicted model, not a curated record. Bases 1 to 834 code for a protein of 277 amino acids. The transcript has 9 exons. NCBI's taxonomy places the organism in Eukaryota, Metazoa, Mollusca, Bivalvia, Ostreida, Ostreidae.